This is a messenger RNA of Centropristis striata (black sea bass), 1409 nucleotides long. It is a transcript of the gene plek2, whose product is annotated as pleckstrin 2. Lineage: Eukaryota; Metazoa; Chordata; Actinopteri; Perciformes; Serranidae. Gene Ontology annotation, cellular component: plasma membrane. The transcript is spliced from 9 exons. The record is from RefSeq and is a predicted model, not a curated record. Gene Ontology annotation, biological process: intracellular signal transduction; actin cytoskeleton organization.
GCAAAGCUCAAUUGCCAAGAUCACAGUGAGCAGAAUGGAUACAGAGAAGAAUGUGACUCUCAGAGAAGGAUUCCUGGUGAAAAGGGGUCAUUUUGUACAAAACUGGAAGGCUCGCUGGUUUGUGUUGAUGCCAGACAAACUGCUGUACUACAAGUACGAAGGAAGUAAAAGAGACUCCUGUCAGCGAGGGAAAAUCCUGCUGAAGGACUGUGUGAUAACUUCUCCUUUUCUGGAGUGUGAAAACCGACUGCUGGUGUUCAAGCUCCAGGCAAAGAAUGGCGUGGAUCAUUUUUUGGAGGCUUGUUCCCGUGAGGAGAGAGACGACUGGGCUGCUGACAUCACCGCUGCGGUGGAGAAGCUGGGGACGGCUGGAGGUGGGAAGGAGACGAACCAGGAAGACCCUGCUGGAUCCCAGUUACACGACAUCAAUCUGAGGUAGGCGUUACAAACACCUGCAGACAUCUUACUUUUCAAAGUGUUGGACGACAUGUAUGACGUCCACAGUGGCAUCACCAUGAGCAACCAUGUGGAUCAGGGCAUCAUGUACAGCAACUGUUUCUCAGGUUCAGCGGUGGUGGACUGGCUGGUGUUCAUGCAGCUGGCUCUGACCCGUGUGGAGUCCAUGACCUUGGCCUCGGCCCUGCUGGAGGAGGGUUUCCUGCGUCCCGUGGGUCAGAGGAGUGUGGAGGCUCUCCGCACCGCCGGCCUCAGUGAGCUGUUCAUGGACGACUCCACGGCACUCUACAGCUUUUCUGAAAACUUAAAGAAGAGAGGCAGCGUGAAGGCAGAGACGUCCCUGUCUGCCGUGGAGCUCAGUGGGAAAGUUGUCAGGAGAGGAUUUCUACUAAAACAGGGACACCGGAGGAAGAACUGGAAGGUGCGACUGUUUGUGCUGCGUUCAGAGCCGGCUUUCCUUCACUAUUAUGAUCCCACCAAGGAUGACAUCAGCCCAGCUGGCGGCUUCGCGCUGCGAUCCUGUCUGGUGUCUUCUCUGAACGAUAACGGAGUUCCCUCAGGUGUGAAAGGCAACAUUCAAGGCAACUUGUUUAAAAUCAUCACUCAGGCAAACACACAUUACUUCAUCCAGGCUCCGACCCACCAGGACAAGAUGGACUGGAUCGACGCCAUCAGAGAGAACAUAUAGAGCAGCGAGUCCAAACUCCACUUCACUUUGAGAGAGUUCAUGAAGAAGACUGAAUUUACACAUUCUGUGAAUGUAAACUGUAGCAACAAACUGGGUCCAGGAAAUUUAAAUGAAAGUGAUAGUGGUUAGAAAUAUUUCUGUUCAUUUAUUUUUUCCCAGUUUGAUUAUUUUGUAUUUUAAAGUUUGUUCAAGGUCCUAGCAGUCAUAGCAUUUUCUCUUAUAAUCAUUCAGUUUAAGUCACAAAAAGAUUUUUUCAUUAUGAAAC